Molecule: messenger RNA, 1893 nt
Organism: Polyodon spathula (Mississippi paddlefish)
Lineage: Eukaryota; Metazoa; Chordata; Actinopteri; Acipenseriformes; Polyodontidae
Gene: spaca6
Product: sperm acrosome membrane-associated protein 6
Exons: 11
Coding region: 420-1370 (316 amino acids)
Biological process (GO): fusion of sperm to egg plasma membrane involved in single fertilization
Source: RefSeq, a predicted model, not a curated record
CUGCUGCCGGCUGCCCUGCUUCUCUGCACCGUGAUUCAGCCCCACAGGCCUGCCUGCCUCUCCUCUCUGUCUCUGGAGCACACAGGUCUGGCAGCGUAGGGGCUGCAGGGAGCUGUCACUCACAUCGCUGCUGUUCUCUCUGUGCUCCAUGUCAGAGUUUUGGUUAUUUUUUUUGUUUUUUGUCCUGUGUGGGAGGGAGCACCAGUCCGGACUGCGAGGAGAGAGGGGGGCUGGCUCCCUGGGAAGACAGGAGUGCAAUCGAGGGAUCGAGGGUGCGGGGCCCUGCACUUCUUCGUCUCUCUCUCUCUCUCUCUCUCUCUCUCUUCCUCUCUCUCCUCACCACCGGCCUGAAAAAGAAGCAGGAGAAAUGGAUUAAAAAGAGGAGAAAGGAAAGGCAGACGGUUUUUUCAUUUUCCUGGAUGAACACAGAACUGUCUGGAGGCUUCAGAGCAGAUAUUGAUAUUUUAAUUUGCUUUGGAUACGGCAAACAUUCGUGGAAACGAAAAAACGAUCCAGAUGCAAGGAUAUCGGAGAGAGACAAGAACCUGACUGAGACCCUGUGCACUGGAUACAAGCUGCCAGACCCCAGCGCUCAGAGCUACGACGAGUGUUUCAACAGCAUUCGCAGGGUCUUCGUGGAGGACCGGUCCGUGGCGCUGGCUGGGAGAGUGGUUUACACGUACAAAUAUCUCCUCACGACGGCAGCCAAGCAGUUCAAAUCUGAAGCCUGGAAACUCCCCCGAGCCUCCGGGUGCGUCCCUCCCUGCGGCUAUCAGAAGUCUGGGGCCGUCUAUAACUGUGUCACCUGCAAAUACGAUGGCUGUGGAUUCCCUCUGGACUGCCCCAUCGUGGAGAAGACGGUUCACGAGAAGAACAGGACUGCGCUGGAGUGCAGCGUCGACAUCGAGAUCCCACGGGACGCGCAGUUCAACUGGAAUUACGUCAAAGAGGUGAAGACGAACAGCCUGAACCUGUUCAAAGUGGUGACCUCAGGCUCGGACCGCUGGCUCACGAUCUUGAGAACGCGCCGCAGUCAGCAGGGGACCUACAUGUGUGAGAUCUUCGACCAGGAGAAAUCCAUCGUGCGGCUCUUCUUCUUCCUCAGGGUGAUAUCUAAGAAUCAGAUUGCAGAGGCCGAGUUGCAGGAGCUCUUUGACUCGUCUCUUCACUCUGACUGGGAGGGAGCCGAGACUGAGGCUAAGGGUGAGGCCACCUCCCGGUCCCGCCUCACCAGCGCCAUCGACUUCCUGCUCACCCCCGGCAACCUGAGCCAGGACGUUUUCAUCUACAUCACUGUGUGCGUGUCCGCCCUGCUGCUGCUGCCGCUCCUGUGCACAGGGAUUGUAUACUGGUGGGCGACCAAGACCUGAAUCAGCCCUGGAGAGCUCAGAGUGAUCAGCCCUCUCCGAUUAAUACAAAACUGUGCACAGUUUCAAAGGACUGUCAGCCAUGCCUGCUAUUUACAAUACAAUACAAUACAAUACAAUACAAUGCAAUGCAAUGAAACUCCUCUCUGCCUGUUUGUAGAACUUCAUCUACACCGCUUCCAAAGUUCUGCAGUCCUGCGGGCCGACAGUAGGUGGCGCACUGAUGACUGCAGUGCCUGCAGCAAGCUGUAACUUGCCAAUAUAGCCUGAAAACAUUGAAAAACAGUCCGUCUUAAUCCAGGCUGAGCUCAAAUUACCGAGCUAAACACACAGGUUACAAACUGCACAAUUCAAUCUGGCAACGAAAUGCAACUGGCAGCAAACCAUUGCAAUUACACAGUGAUCCAACAAUGUAACGAGUAAUCUGGGAUAUAUGACUUCUAUAGGAAAGUAAUCGGUAAUAUUUAACAUCAAUCAGAAGUAUAUCAUUUUCCUUUUUUUCAUAUUAACUUCCCAAAAUAUACAU